AUGUCGUCAAGACGGCAUAAGCGACUGCAGUGUUCCCACGAUGGCUGUGGUUCCCGGCGCAUCACCACUGGCGAUGAUGGCUUCCGAUACUGCGAUCAAGGACAUCAACAAUCAGAGCUUGGCACAGUCGUCGCCGAGGACACCGGUGAACUCCCCAAUCACGGCAAAACUUCCCGUAGAAGGGAUCUGGACGCAAGUUCCUUCACAAGCAGGGCUUCUGGAUUCAGCGGCACCAGAGCAUUCGAGCACUACCUUCUGUGCAUGCAGGUCGUCAUGCGAAAGCAGCUACAGUGGCUGAUCGAUGUUCAGCGCUUGCCUACAGAGCUCGAGACCGUGGUGAGGGACCUGUGGGCUUUGCGAUUGCAGAAAGUUCAAGGCCGUGCCACCUACGACUCGGAAACCGACACGGAAGCUCAGCGCUCGGAAAUGUUCAGUUCUCAAUCCGAAGGCGAAUCGGGUACAGAUGCUGCGACACUCAAUUCCCAGCGCAGCAGACAGGCAAGCCGCAGAAAGUCUCGCGGUCCCAGUCUUCUCGAUCUGGUAUGCUUGGAGUACAUCGGCGCCAUGCUCCUAAAGAUCCCUCUCACCGUUUCGGAUCUUCACAAUUGGAUCAGUCAUGGGGAACUCUUAUACUACCGAGCCGCGAAAGAAGUGUCGUUAUCAAUGAGGAUACACCUACCUGGCUACCUGCAAGAACAAUUCGAGCCGCAAUCGAUCAUCGCACCUGAUGCUAUCCACCGGAAUGUCUCAAAUCUACUCCUAUCGAUGCAGACAGACAUGGGAAUGACGCCACCUCCACUCAAUCACUCCCUAGUGCUCUAUCGAUGGAUACAAGAGCUUUCUCUGCCUCUGGAGGUAUAUGUGGGCACCCAACGUCUCGCGACUUUGCUAGACCUUGAUUACUGCUAUAGCCUGGACGCCAAAGCUGGGACAAACCAGAGUCUCCGAUAUCCGGAGGUUCGGCUAAUGGCUGUGGUCAUCAUAACUACGAAAUUGCUCUUCCCUUUUGACGACUCCAGACGAUAUCCCAAAGCACCCAAUGACAUGGCCAUGCUGAAGAUGGACUGGACAUCAUGGGCUGACAUGCAAAAGGUGGAGGCCCUACUUGCCGACGAGCAGCCCGUCAAGAAAGGACUUAGUUAUGAAAAUGCCUUUAGUAUGACGGAAGCUGAUAGCAUUGCUCUCAGCGACGACUCUUUGGAUCAAUAUCUGGACUGGUGUGAGAACAACAUAGCCUCUGAAGACAUUCGAGAUCGUGGGAAAGCUGCAAAGGAAGCUGAAUAUCGGCGAGCGUUGUUCGAGUGGUUUCCGUCCACUGCCCGGCCGGGAGCAUCUCGACCAAGGAGCGCAAUCCUUGAUGCGGUCCCAUCUGUGCAACAGAGAGCUGUCCACUCUCAAGAAAAUCUUCGUUUGGGGCGAAUUGUACAAGAAGAUGGUAGCGACGACAUUCCCCGGGUGGGUAUGAGCCAUGCUCAGUACAGAACCAGAGAUGAGCUACAUGGCACCAGCAAACUAUUCUAUCAGAGAGCUUCUCGAGUUGCUGGCUACUCCGUUCACGGCAUGGUGCGAGCCGCGUUUCUGUUGGAAAGGCAAAUGCUGCAGCAUGAAAAGCUCCAGCGCAAGUCACGAAAAACGUAG
Messenger RNA from Ramularia collo-cygni, 1638 nucleotides. RefSeq lists its product as uncharacterized. Gene Ontology annotation, molecular function: RNA polymerase I core promoter sequence-specific DNA binding. The transcript is spliced from 4 exons. The record is from RefSeq and is a predicted model, not a curated record. NCBI's taxonomy places the organism in Eukaryota, Fungi, Ascomycota, Dothideomycetes, Mycosphaerellales, Mycosphaerellaceae. Gene Ontology annotation, cellular component: RNA polymerase I core factor complex; RNA polymerase transcription factor SL1 complex. Gene Ontology annotation, biological process: nucleolar large rRNA transcription by RNA polymerase I; RNA polymerase I preinitiation complex assembly. Bases 1 to 1638 code for a protein of 545 amino acids.